Closterium sp. Naga37s-1 is the source of this 891-nucleotide messenger RNA. The record is from the annotation of a GenBank genome assembly. NCBI's taxonomy places the organism in Eukaryota, Viridiplantae, Streptophyta, Zygnematophyceae, Desmidiales, Closteriaceae.
AUGAUCCAUACCUUCUACUUAUCUGUCGACCUCACUGGAGUCCACUCCGAGGUGAGGCGGACCAUCAUCUUGAUUGCGCAGAGGUACAUCGGCUGUGGCCAGCAGUUUGGUGGUGGGACCAGCGAGCUGCUGUCUGCCUUCCUCGCGCGGCACGCCUCAACCGACUGCCGUGAAGUGACUGUGGAGGGGGUGGACAGGGACGGUCAGACCCAAGUACACAAGUUUCAGCUGCACGAGGAAUCUGUGCCGGGAUACACCACCAGCAGCGGGGACAUGCAAGGAUGUUUUACCUGCUGCCGCUCAUUCGCCCGCGAGCUGGUCUACAACUUGGAGUUGCGCUUGGGGGACCUGACGCGCUUGAAUGGGGCGAAGCUCUUCAUGCCCCGCUCAUGGCCGAGGGGCGUAGAGGCAAGAGAUGCAGAGUGCAAGGAGCACCUGCACGGCCUCAUCCAUCUUUCAGGCCAAGAACCAGGACACCAUCUUGCCUGUCGCUCCAGCGACGCAUCGCCCACCCACCCCCUUGCUGCCGAGCUGCCCCCUCCCAUCCUGCAACUGACCCGCGUGCCCGCUACCCCCGUUCUCCGCACGUCCUCUCUCGCUCCCUUCCUGCCACUUCCCCCUCUUCCGCUCCCCCUUCCCCCCACGCCCGCCGGCGGCCCGCUCCUCGCGCGCGUCCCCGCGUUCAGCGCCGCCUGCCGCGGUUAUUCCCAGCGCUCCAAACCAUCUUCUUUGCCCGCGGGGCCUCCUUCGUCCGUGGAGGCCUCCGUUGUUAGCGGCAAGCUCAGCUUCGUAUUCCGCUCACCGCCACCCACACGGCCGAGAGAGCGGCCCGCAGAAGCCCCUCCGCGGCCGAUCCCCCCACUACCCUCUUCCCCUGUGCGGCUUGCCUAG